Molecule: messenger RNA, 6224 nt
Organism: Plectropomus leopardus (leopard coralgrouper)
Lineage: Eukaryota; Metazoa; Chordata; Actinopteri; Perciformes; Serranidae
Gene: tbc1d10b
Product: TBC1 domain family, member 10b
Biological process (GO): regulation of GTPase activity
Molecular function (GO): small GTPase binding; GTPase activator activity
Source: RefSeq, a predicted model, not a curated record
GGAAAUGCAGGCUGCUGGUGUUGGACGUAUCUCCGCCGCUGAGCUUGGAUAAAUCAAACAAAGACAGUUCUUUUUGUUCCUCAGUGAUAACUAUUACUAAGAGGGUUGCUUGAACUUGGCGAGAAUGGUCGCAGCAAGCCCGCAUGUCUGACCGAAACAUUCAGCUAGCAAGCUAGGCUAACAGAAACAGAACACUAUCGGCGCUAAUGCUAAUUAGGCUAAAAUAAGCUAACUUGGCUAGCUGGUGACUUAGCUAGCUAGCUCGCCCAUUGCAGGACGUUUGUUCUUCCAGGUCCUCUGCCCGUUCGGCGGCUCCUGUCCCGGUCUCGCCUUGUCUUGUUUUCAUCUCACGGAGGAGGUUGCGGAACUGGAGCUGUGGCGGGGGGUGCGUAUGGAUAGGAACCCCCUGGCUAUCCAGGCGGACGUAUCACAGUGACACGCCGGUCGUUGGAGAGAGCAUAUUGGAACCAUGGCAGAACUCUCGACCCUAUCCCCAUCACCACCUGCACUGGGUGAUGCUCAUGCAGCUCCAUCCAUCCCUCCGUCCUCAUCAGCGCUCCCUGCUACCAACACCCCUGCUCCAGAGUCUGUCAGGGAGAUGCCUAUACCCAAGCCUUCACUCAACAAUGACAAAGCUUUAACUGGAAACACUCCUGCUGCGCAGUCAGGGGAUUCACCUUUGAACCCCCACCCACCCUUAAGUACUCCCAAACUCACUGCUGAGAACCCCCUCACUUUAUUGGUACACGAGGCUGCUUCACAGAGAGAGGAAUCAGCAGGGAAAGAUACAGAGACUGGAGCUCAUGCUGUUAAGCAGGGGGCAAUGACCUCUGACCCACCAGCUGCAGAGCUCUUGAAUACUGAAACAGAGACCCUAGCACUGUCAAGUGAGCCGCUAGCUCAGAGUGAAGUGCAACAGGCAUCCCCCUCUCCUGAACUCAACCCUGGUCCUAAUCUCUACCCCAAUGUGCACGUCACCCACAAUCCAAAUCCUGUCAUGGAUGAAGGUCAAUUUACAGUGGGCCAGCCCCAAAUUGCUACAGCUUCCAAUCCCACGCCCACUCCGCCAGCCUCCACUGAUACGACAGCAUCAGCAACAGCUGAAGAAGAGAAACCUCAGCCACUUCAACAAGCACAAAACCCUCAAAGUCAGCCUCCUCCACCUCUCUCCCCAAAGCCUAACACUCCCAGCGAGGAAAAGAAAGCAGAACUGCCCAGCAGCCCCACCAGAGCCGAACACCCCAGCCCCACUGUGCCACUGAUCCAGGAGCCAGCGUGUGCCCCCCCGCUGCCCAACCCCAACCCCCGGCCAGCUCCUGACACCCUCAGCUACCUAGAGUCAGCCAGCCUUAUGUCCGGGACAUUGGAGUCUCUAUCUGGGCUGGGAGAGGAUGGCAGCUCUGUGGGCUCAGACUCAGAGAUCAAUGGCAUGGCUGUCAGACGCACUGAUAAAUAUGGCUUCUUGGGUGGGAGUCAGUACAGUGAAAGCGGUGAAAAGGAAGUUCGAGUUGAAGUCGCGAGGCAGAGGGAGGUAAAAUGGCUCGAUAUGUUCCACCAUUGGGAUAAAUGGGUCAAACAUCGCUUCCAGAAGGUGAAGUUGCGCUGCAGGAAGGGGAUUCCAUCUUCUCUCAGAGCCAAAGCCUGGCAGCUGCUGUCCAACAGCCAAGAGCUCAUAGAAGCAAACCCCGGAAAAUUUGAGGAGCUGGAGAGAGAGCCGGGAGAAGCUAAAUGGCUAGACAUUAUAGAGAAGGAUCUCCACAGACAGUUCCCUUUCCAUGAGAUGUUUGCUGCUCGUGGUGGCCAUGGGCAGCAGGAUCUGUACCGGAUCCUGAAGGCUUACACCAUCUACCGGCCUGACGAGGGCUACUGCCAGGCGCAGGCUCCAGUGGCUGCAGUGCUGCUCAUGCAUAUGCCCGCUGAGCAAGCCUUUUGGUGCCUCGUCCAGAUAUGUGAGAAGUACCUUCCCGGCUACUACAGCGCUGGACUGGAAGCGAUUCAGCUGGAUGGUGAGAUCUUCUUCUCCCUGUUGCGGCGUACGUGUCCGAUGGCGUACCGUCAUCUCAAGAAGUUCAAGAUUGACCCGAUUCUCUACAUGACUGAGUGGUUCAUGUGCAUCUUCUCACGCACCUUACCAUGGGCUAGUGUACUGCGUGUAUGGGACAUGUUCUUCUGUGAAGGGGUGAAGAUUGUGUUUCGUGUGGGCCUGGUGCUACUGAAACAGAUGCUCGGCUCUGUGGAUAAACUUCGGGAACUACAGGGCAUGUAUGAAACCAUGGAGCGUCUAAGGAACAUCUCGCCUGACACUAUCAGAGAGGACAUAUUGGUACAGGAGAUUAUCACGCUCCCGGUGACAGAGGCGCUCAUAGAGAGGGAGUGCAGCAUCCAGGUGAGGAAAUGGAGGGAGUCCAGGGGGGAGCUGACACACCAGCCAGUCCGCCGCCUCCACGGUACGAGGGCCAUCUAUGAGCACAAACGCCGUGCCGCCUCCAUCAGCUCCGGCGGCAGCUUCUCUUUCCUGGGAAGCCCGAUCCCUCCUCCAGGACCCCUCAGGGCCUCCUCCAGCCUCCUCUCACUGCCUGGAUUCCGCAGGUCCAAGGCUCCUUUCCACUCCCAAACCAAGAAAGGCUCCUUCUCAGGGCCGUCAGGAAUGGAGAGCCUGCAGCAGCAGUCCCGACCUGCAGUAACAUCAAGCCCGGAAAUAGGCCCCAGUCACAAACCACCCAUGCCUCCAGGGGCGGGUCAGAAGGCACCCCACAUUCAGAGCCCCUUAGUCGGGGCUAUGGCAGGCUCAUCACGUGGGCCCGCUCCAGUCUCAGAAGACACCUCAGCACAGGGCCAGCCUCCUGCCUCGGCCCCAACACAAAGCACAGCAUCACCGCCCAGCACUCUGUCCCCUUCCCCUAAAAUCGUCUCUGAGCAAAUUACUCACACUAUACCCUCUCCUACAGCAAACAAUGCUCCUCUGCCACCAAUUCCAGAUUCAAAAAAAGAAGCGGCGCCAGUGGCUGUCGCCCCAACCGGAGAGGAAGAGACAAAGAAGAAGAAGAAGAGCAAAGAAGACAAAAAGAAGGAAAAGGAAGAUGAGAAGAAAAAAAUGAAGGAAAAGAAAGAGAAGGAAAAGGCUGAAAAAGAGAGGCUAAGGAAGGAGAAGGAGAGGCUAGAAAAGGAGAAGAAGAAAGGGGGGAAGAAAAAAGACAAAGGGGGGGGAGAAGCUGAGGACAAAAAUGGAGCCGCAGCAGCAAGAGAUUCGGCCUAGAUUUUUCACCCUGUCAUUCCAGGAUAAUGAAAAGGGACAUUGGACAAAAAAGAGGUCAGGGGAACAAAAGACCCCCCAGAAACAGAAAGAGUGAUUAAUAAAAAAAAAAAAAUGGGAUGGCUUCCUGUAUAACGCAUCAUUUCAAGGACUUAAUGUAGUCCCCGGACUAUGGUGGAGCAAACUGGAUCUUGGUUUUAAUAGCACCUCGGGGGGCAUUUUGCCCCUUGCUCAAUGCUUUCUUUUUCACCAAGAUUAAGAUGGGACAAAUUUCCUUUUUCAACUGGAGCACGGACUGUGAAUCCGAUUACAGUCAUAAUCUCGUUUAGUUUUUUAAAGUUCUUAAUUUUUAUUUUCUCUUUGAUUUUUGUUUUAAUCAUAUUGAAGGCAGUGGUUAGAGAACCAUUCACUCAAGGGACUGUUGAAUGAAGUGACAUAGUUAAGGUGCAAUAGAGUAUGUAAAUAAAAAGUCCACCUACAGUACAUAGUAUCCUGUUAGCGCUCCACAUGCCCCGUCAUUUCUCAUCUGUGGACAGGUUGUCCAGGCGCCUGUGUCAAAACAAAAACAAACAGGCACUGAAGGCAGAAAUGCUAGUAACGUUGUUGAGGAUGUAUUUAUUGUCUUGUUAAAUGUUGUGAGUGAGUGUGUGCCUUAGUAGUGUAGUGAAAUGUGUUACUGUUCUAUGUGUGGCCUCCCUGUUUUCAGUCUCCCUCUGGCUGCUUUUUUCUCUCAAGUCAAACCGUUGAAUCCUUUGUGGUUCUUCCCAAAUUCUUCUGUCAGUGGAAUAAACCUGAAGGGGGAACUGGAGGGAUGUACACAGAUGAAAAGAGGGGAGACAAGUGAGCAUACAGCCGGACACCAUGCUGUGGUGGCUGUUUUUUUUUUUAACUAAUCAUUUGUGUGUUUGCUCUUUUUGUCUCUGACAAAACGACACACAGGGAGCAUUUUAUUGUUUUUAUUUCUAUUAAUUUACUUUAAAUUUCAUGCGUCUACGGAUUUGCAAAAAGCAGGGUGCAACAAUAUUGAUAAACUGGUUGCGUGAAAACAUGCAACACCCAGCAGUGACCUUGCACGAGUCCUGCAAACCAAAUCUGUAAAAAAAAAAAAAAAAAAAAAAAAAAAUUUUUAUUAUUUUGCUUUUUAUUUGCGAACAAAAUCCUAUGUGUGUGUUUUAUUUAGCCAAAUUUAAGCAUGGGUGAGAACUUGUGUUCACUAACCCAUUAGAAUGUGAUUUCAAGUAUCUUAAGAGAAUGAAGGAUGAUUUUUGCACUUGUGAUUCUGUCACAAUGUAUCACUGAAGUCGACCACUCCAUUAGUGCAGUGACGUAGAAAAGUCUCAACAGGAUGGUUUCUUGGUUUGAAACCUGCGCCUCGAGGACCUAUAGGAAGCCACUUGACUGGAGGUGCCAGGUGUGCCAAUGUAGCAUUAACCUCUGAUCUUUGACCUCCGGGCUCUGAUGUAUUUAUGUACAAAGUGGUUAAUUUAAUCAAAUAUAGUAUAUUAUGAAUUACUAUUAUUAUUAUUUUGGAUCUGACUAUUUUUCUAUGUGAGUAAAAGACACCUGGUUGACUGGAACGAUGGCCGACUACACAUGGUGUAGUUGCAGGGGGAUCAUUUAAGUGUUUUUUUUUUAAAAAUGUUUUCUUUUUUUCUUUGCACGCUAAGUCCUCUGCUUUUACACAACAGACUCGACGCAUGUCUUUACUAUUAUUUAAGUUUACUGUCACCGUUGGUUUGGUCAACUAUAGGUUCACGAGUCUCCAGUUUACUGAAGUGCAGUAUUAAAUAGAGUUGAGUGGGAAAAACGGGCCUCCGACAGAACAAACAGUGAGACGAGUGUUCAGACAGAAGCUUUGGGAGUUGAAGGUCUUAAUUGUACUGUAUAAUAUACUAAGAGGUGAUUUUGAACUUUGAAUAGUUCUUUAAUUCGAGAUCGUAAGUAUGUCUGUCUCACCAAAUGGUGUUGUAACAUUGAUAAUGACUUAUGGACUAACUCCCUAACCUAUGUACACUCAGUGUUCUGUACUGUAACAUAUUUAUACAUACAUUAAACUGCACUGAACCCCAUCAGUAUACGAUGAAUAGUGCCAGGUAGUUAGUGUAAAACCAUUUGAUGGCAAAAAAACAUUGAUGCUCUUUAGCUGUACUGUUUUUGUAGUUGAGGAUUAGAGGGACUUUCGUGUAAUUGUAGCCAACAUGUCCUACAUAUUCAUUGUUUUUCACCUAUUUCAGGUCUUUACAGCGCUGUCAUUUAAUUAUAUAUUGAGAUCACACACUCCCUCCCUCCCUUUAUUUUGACGCCAGUGCGUUCAUAGGUGCAGAUUAGUGUAGUGUUAGUGAGGACAGGCCUGAACACAUCUAUGCAAACCAUCCGCCAUCAUGUGUGUUGAUGGUGCGUGGUGACAGCAGCACUGAUUUCACCUCUGAUCGUGAUGAUCAGAUUGGUGCCACGGGAAAAAUGAACCCUGUGCUUCAGUAUUUAUGAGCACACUUUCAUGCCUGUGGACUACAAUAUUGUAGGAGCAAUACGUCCUCGCAGCUCAUGUUUCGACGAUAAUAAUCAUUUCUCUUCUUUCAGAGGGCUCCAGGUGACGUGAUGAUCAAAAUAAUCUCUCUUUAGCUUGUAGAAUUGGCACGUAGUGCUGCAAUAUUGAGGACGAAUGAAGAAAUCCAUUUCUUUCAGGUCCUUUGUGCAUUUCUGCAUUGGUCCUGAGACGGUUGUUCUUGCUUACAGUUGAUUGGGAAUGACUACCCACUAAUGCAAACUAUGAAGAAGAGUUUCAGCUGUUUUUUCUCCUCACGCCGUUACGUCUUUUUGUGUUUUUAAGUUUACAUUGUCACUCUCUCUGGCGAAAGUGAAAUAAAAUCAUAGCUAAUUGAAUUCAUUCCUUCAGAUCUACAACUGAUGUAUUUAAUUGAUGAUGAUAAUAAUGACAUUUGUGAUGAGUAAUAAACCAUAAUAUAUUAAA